AUGUCGACUAAAGAUGCCCAGACAAAGUCACGACCUGAAACAAUCCCUAUGGAUCUCUCGUCCAUUAUUUACUCAUUCCCAUCUACUAGCGCACCGUCCGCAUCCAUUACUGCUGAUCCGAAAGUUGACUUCAGCGGUAUGAUUCAUUCUCUAACUUUUCACAAGCCUUAUCGUCCUGUCCGAUCCACCAACCUGACGGCUAAAUCAACUUCGGGACUCCUGACUGGUGCGACCUCUACAUCGUCGGUCAACAAAACUGGUGAAAAUACCGGGAGAAGUGUAGGGCCAAUCAAUUCCACUGCGGGAGAAUCAAGCGGCGCUCAGACGUCUCCAACUACUUUUGCCUCAAACACAAGUGCCAGAGAUGAGAAUCGUUUCACCGUAGUCCCACAUUGGAUCAUCGAAUUGGAAGAUGUUGGACUUCGUUCUCGAGUUUUCGACGCAUUUGAUCAUCUCCUCGAACAAACUGUCCGAGAGGGACAAAUCUUCGCCGCCCAAUUGGACGAUCUCGAUCUUGAUGAAGAGGAUAAAACCAAACUAAAAGAUAUCCACACUGUGAGAGCGAACAAAGCUCCUCAAUACGUAGAAUACCGUAAUUUUGAUCCUGGCGAAGAAGCCUUUUUACUUCAUCAGAUCAAUCGUACUUAUCAUUCAACUUUCCCGACCACGAAUCCCAUGUCGAAAGAUUCAUUCGUACCACAUGAUUUGUUGGUUUUGACCGAUAACGUGAAAGCAUUGGUGGAUUCGGAAAGAUUCACUGAAGCGUCCAGAUGGUUCGACUAUCUUUCGGAUACAAAGGCAAUCAAGUCGUAUCAAAAAAGUUCGGUUCAGGUUGCUACGUUCUGUGCGGGACGAUUAUUGAAAGGAAAAGCUAUUGGGAAUGGAACAACGGCGUAUUUGGAGGAUCCGUCGUCUUACAAGCUUUGGGAGAGAUAUGAGAGAGUUACUGCAAAGCCCCAGGAUGAUGAAGAGACGAUUAAUGUAGAGAUGAUUGAUGAUGUGACUCAGGACGGCAAGACUAUGGAUGGAGCGGAGGUGAUCUGA
Tremella mesenterica DSM 1558 is the source of this 1044-nucleotide messenger RNA. RefSeq lists its product as uncharacterized. NCBI's taxonomy places the organism in Eukaryota, Fungi, Basidiomycota, Tremellomycetes, Tremellales, Tremellaceae. Bases 1 to 1044 code for a protein of 347 amino acids. The record is from RefSeq and is a predicted model, not a curated record. The transcript has a single exon.